AGUGCCUACGGCCGGGCAACCUGACUCUCUCCGCCAAUACUUUUCUAAUCUGACCAGAGGAACAAAAGCGAGAAAAGAAAACCCGGAAGUCAGUUCCAGUUCCAUAAGCUUCCUCUCUACUCCAGCCAUGGCUUCUGGUCUGCUGUUCAUGCUAGUCUUCUCAACGAUGAGUCUUGUCCCGGCGAUCUCUUCCGAAUCAUUGAUCAAAAUCCCGUCUGAAGGAGCCUUGUUCGGCAAUCGGAAGGUUAGGGUGGACGAUCGUUUGUACUGCGACAGCUGGAGACUCUCCGUAGAAACCAACAACGCCGGAAUAUGGGAACAAAUUCCGGAAAGGUGCACACGGUUCGUGGAGGAUUAUAUGACCGGCGAGCGUUAUCGGUCGGACUCAGAUAUAAUCGCGAGCUUCUCAUCGGCGUUUGCGAAUAAUGUGAAGUUAGGGGGAGACAGAAGAGACGCGUGGGUAUUCGACGUCGACGAGACUCUUCUAUCCAAUUUGCCUUACUACGAGAACCAUGGAUUCGGGUCAGAUAUAUUCAAUGAGACGUCGUUUGAUGAAUGGGUGAGUGUAGCUAAGGCUCCAGCUCUACCAGCCAGUUUGAGAUUGUACAAGGAGCUACAGCAAUUGGGGUUCAAGAUAUUUCUUCUGACUGGGAGAAGUGAAUACCAAAGGGAGGCCACAGAAGCAAACCUUCUAUUUUCAGGAUACAGCAACUGGGAGAGGCUUAUCUUGAGAGGCGAAUUGGACCAAGGAAAACCAGCCACGAUUUACAAAUCAGAGAAGAGACAAGAGUUGGUUGACGAGGGUUACAUAAUUCAUGGGAGCUCAGGAGAUCAGUGGAGUGAUUUAUUGGGUUAUGCUGUGGCCACACGCUCAUUUAAACUCCCCAAUCCAAUGUAUUUUAUUCUUUGACACACCCCCAUUUCUGUAAUAUUGUACUGCAAAACCAUACCAUGCCGGUUACCCACAAGAGUUGACAUUAAGUGAUCUUGCUAGUUGCUAUAUUAUAUGCCC
Neltuma alba is the source of this 1012-nucleotide messenger RNA. RefSeq names its product acid phosphatase 1-like. The coding region runs from base 128 to 910 and encodes 260 amino acids. Gene Ontology annotation, molecular function: acid phosphatase activity. The record is from RefSeq and is a predicted model, not a curated record. NCBI's taxonomy places the organism in Eukaryota, Viridiplantae, Streptophyta, Magnoliopsida, Fabales, Fabaceae. The transcript has 3 exons.